GAUACUACCUCAAAAAUGUCCGCCUUUCAAGGCAACAUGUUUGUCUUGGUAAACGUUGACCAACAUCGAGACCUGAUCGGGCCAAUAAUUAAUCAAUUGGUAGCCGACUACGGGACUCCCGUCUCAAUUGUGGAUAAUAUUCAAAAAAUCUGUCCGAAAUGCUCGUGUACCCCACAUGCCAAUCCGGACAGCUCAUCAGUUCCAACUACAACAAGUUCCGAUGAGCAUCAAGAAGAACCCCCGACUCCAAAAACGAUAGCACCUGCUCCAAUUGCGACUCCAGUUCUAAAGCCACUUCUUCCACAACGAGAGUCUAUUGUCUCAAAUGGAAUUCAUCCGGUGGUUGUGAAACGAAAACAAUCGAUCGCAGAAGAAAUUGACACGCCGGAGAUCAAAAAGAGCCGAGUUGUGGAGCCAGUGAAAGUGAAAACUGAAACGAUUAUACUUGAUGAUGACGAUGGGAAUGUGUUGGACACGGUUCUAGCUGCAUUACAAAAUGGAAACCAUGAAAUGCAGUUUACUGGAUCAGGAGGAAGUAGUGAUGAUGGAGCAUCCAAUUCUAGCAAUAUUUAUGAUGUCGAUGAUGAGGAUUAUGGAACUUCUCAAUGGAAUCCAGAUUUUUUAACCAACUUCAUCACUUCUCAACCGAAUAUUUUCAGCGUAACUGGUCAGAAUAUAAAAUCCUCCCCUUCAAAAAACGCAGGCCAAACGCCGAAUGGCAAGCGCCAAGUUCCGCCAAUGUUAACCGUAAACGGAAAAACGAGGCGUGGACGAAUUGUGUACUCGACGCAGGAGUUGAAUAUACUCGAAAAAUAUUAUGAGGAGGACCCGAAUGCGUGUGCGGAUCCUAGGAAACGUGAGACAAUGUGCAAGACUUUAUCGAUUGAUUAUCAUAGACUUAAAGUAUGGUUCCAAAAUCGACGACGAAAGGACAAGGUUCGAUCGCAAGAAGAAGCUGCCACAACCUUUAAUGGAUUAGAUUAUUCCGAAGAUUCUUAAAAUGUGAUUUAUUUUGUGUGUUUUUAUGAAUGUAAGCAUUAAUAUUAUUAUUCACAAACCCUCUCUUUAAUUUCAAGAUUCUCAUCCCAUCUCAACUCUCCCCCCACAAAUUGUUCAUUCUUGCUCAUGUUCCCAAGUUUAUCGUUUUAAUAAAAUAUGUUUCAACAUAAA
This is a messenger RNA of Caenorhabditis elegans, 1170 nucleotides long. RefSeq names its product Homeobox domain-containing protein (gene ceh-58). Gene Ontology annotation, cellular component: nucleus. Gene Ontology annotation, molecular function: DNA binding. NCBI's taxonomy places the organism in Eukaryota, Metazoa, Nematoda, Chromadorea, Rhabditida, Rhabditidae. The record is from RefSeq and is marked reviewed.